CUGCAACAACCCCCACUGCUACAUCACCUACAACUCCAAACACUGCAACAACUCCCACUGCUACAUCACCUACAAGUCCAAACACUGAAACAACCCCCACUACCACAUCACCUACAAGUCCAAACACUGCAACAACCCCCACUGCUACAUCACCUACAAGUCCAAACACUGCAACGACCCCCACUGCUACAUCACCUACAACUCCAAACACUGCAACAACCCCCACUGCUACAUCACCUACGGUUACAAGCACUGCAACAACUGUCUCUACUACAGCACCUACGAGUCCAAGCACUGCAACAACCGCCUCUACUAUCGCACCUACUGCUCUAGCAUGCGUGAAUGGAGGUAUCUAUGAAAACGGCAUCUGUAACUGUUCAAGCGCUUUUGAAGGAAAACUGUGUCAAGACAUAAAAGAAAAGAUAAAUGUUGAUGAUGGCACCACUGCGUCUUUAAAUGUAGACCUGAAAUUCUCCAACAUGGAAUUUACUGAAAAUCUGAAAGAUAACACAUCUGAUGAAUAUAAAACUUUUGAAUAUGACUUUAGAAUAAAUAUGACCAUCGUUUAUAAGAAUGUUACUGGGUUUGAAGAUGUAAAAAUACUGUCUAUAAGUAAAGGAAGUGUUAUUGUGCUUCAUGAGAUCAUUGUGAGAUUGCUAUAUAAGCAAAAUGAGAAUAUAGCUGCUCAGUUUGAAAAAACACUUAAAGAUGUAAAAGAAAACCUGAAUGAACUGAAUAAAACCUGCGAAGCAAACACUGCCAUGUGUAUUGCCUUUGAAGUGACAUCUACAAAGGACCCGAUAUCUGAAGAAGAGCAAUGCAGGCAAAAGGUUGACGACGACGGUUUGAAAGAUUUUUAUACUGCAGAAUUUGAAAAUGGGAAUCUUAUCUGUGUGUCUCACUGUGGUAAACAAUCUCCUCGCUUUAAGGACUGUCAUAAUGGAACCUGUCAGAUCGAGAAAUGGACGGGGCCCCGCUGCUCGUGA
Messenger RNA from Rana temporaria (common frog), 986 nucleotides. Its product is annotated as mucin-3B-like. Bases 480 to 986 code for a protein of 168 amino acids. NCBI's taxonomy places the organism in Eukaryota, Metazoa, Chordata, Amphibia, Anura, Ranidae. The transcript is spliced from 7 exons. The record is from RefSeq and is a predicted model, not a curated record.